Messenger RNA from Helicoverpa armigera (cotton bollworm), 1775 nucleotides. Its product is annotated as 2-acylglycerol O-acyltransferase 2-A. The record is from RefSeq and is a predicted model, not a curated record. NCBI's taxonomy places the organism in Eukaryota, Metazoa, Arthropoda, Insecta, Lepidoptera, Noctuidae. Gene Ontology annotation, cellular component: endoplasmic reticulum membrane. Gene Ontology annotation, molecular function: diacylglycerol O-acyltransferase activity. Bases 179 to 1270 code for a protein of 363 amino acids. The transcript has 5 exons. Gene Ontology annotation, biological process: triglyceride biosynthetic process.
CUAACAUUAAAAGAUUAGGUGCGAAAGUCGACAUACUGAGCAAGUAUUAAAUGAAACCAUCGUGAUUAGAUACUCGGUGACUAGCAAUAAUUUCGUAAUGACGAAUAUUUUCUUUUAAAUGUGAAAUUCCUUGCGUUACACACGAACUUAUCAAUCUGAACCGAAUUGUAGUUAAAUAAUGUCUGCCGUGGAUUUGAAGCCUUUGGCGGAAAGAGCAGGAUUGAACGACUAUGAGUUAAGCCAGAUAUCAGACCUGCUGGGCAUACAAUGGGCCCCCAUGAACAUACCCAUGUCCCGUCGCCUGCAGACCCUGGCUGCCUUCGUGUGGAUCUACCUUAUACUGUUCGGAGAAGCCCUGGCGAUAUACCUGUUUAUACAGCUGGUGUACUCCAGGUUUUGGUGGGCCGCCAUUCUGUAUGGUGUCUGGAUGUUGAAUGAUAUUGAUAUCUGCCAUCGGGGUGGACGAGUGUCACAAUGGGUGCGAAACUGGACAUGGUGGCGUUACCUCUGCGACUACUUCCCGAUCAACCUCGUGAAGACAGUCGAUCUAGAUCCUUCGAAAAACUACAUGUUUGCCAUCUUUCCUCACGGCGUCAUCUCUUUGGGAGCCUUCGGUAGCUUCUGCACCAAUGCCACGAACUUCCACAAGCUGUUCCCUGGCAUGUCUUGCCAUCUGAUCACCUUAGGAGGCCAUUUCUUGGUACCUUUCUUCAGAGAUUUAGCUCUGGCUAUCGGCAUGUGUGCGUCUUCCGAACAGAGUUUGCUGCAUUUGCUCGAUCAGAAGAAAUAUGAAGGCAAUGCUGUCUGUAUGAUCAUUGGUGGUGCUGCUGAAGCGUUGGAUGCUCAUCCCAAGGAGUAUAAAGUGAUUCUGAGCAGGAGGAAAGGGUUUAUUCGUGUGGCUAUGAAGUCUGGGGCAUCCCUGGUGCCAGUAUUCUCAUUCGGCGAGACGGAUCUGUUCCACCCUCCCAACAACCCUGAGAACAGUCUACUGCGUCGCUUCCAGGAGAAGGUGCGUCAGUGGACCGGCAUCUCGCCAAUGUUCCCCAUGGGGAGAGGCUUGUUCCAGUACUCUUAUGGCGUACUGCCUAUCAGGUCGCCUGUUACGACAGUUGUUGGUGCCCCAAUGGAAGUAAAAAGAAACUUGGAGCCAACGAACGAAGAGAUUGAUGCUGUUCACGCCGAAUUCACGAAGCGGCUUCAAACUCUCUUUGAAACUGAGAAGGUUAAGUACUUGAAGUACCAUGAAGAAGCCAAGCUAGUCAUCACGUAAAUAUUUCUAUAUUUUUCCACAAUGCUCAAGUUAAGUAUGCAGUUCUUAUUCAAUGAUAGUGAGAAGGCAUCUCACUUAGCAAAAAGUUUGCCUGACAUUUACCAAUGUUGUUUUAAAAUUCAAGAUUCAAUCAUCAAUAUCAAUCAUUAUUUUGUCUUGUCUUGAUCAGAUUUUAAAAGACGGAUGUUUGGAUCAAAGAUACCACCGUCUUUAAAAUUUAUAGAACUUAAUUAGGUACAUUCUACCCUUACCUAUAUGCGAUAUUCUUUUGUUAAGAACUACUAAGUGCGUGGUUCUCCUAUCUUCAUUCUUAUGAUCAUUUAUUUUAAUUUUAUUUUUCAAUCACAUUAUUUCCAUUACAAUUAAAUAAGUACAUCAGUUAAUUUAGUAGAAAUACUGUCAAUUCCUUUAUUAAAUAGACUGAUCGAUAUAAUUAUGAAUUAGUUAUAAGAUUGUUAUAAUUAAGCGGGUAGAUCAAUAAAGAUUUUUAUAUUAUGUUGUAAAA